Messenger RNA from Naegleria fowleri, 537 nucleotides. RefSeq lists its product as uncharacterized. The transcript has a single exon. The coding region runs from base 1 to 537 and encodes 178 amino acids. The record is from RefSeq and is a predicted model, not a curated record. NCBI's taxonomy places the organism in Eukaryota, Heterolobosea, Eutetramitea, Acrasida, Naegleriidae.
AUGCAAAGUGGAGGGUUGAGUGCCACUGCCCAACAUGUAGCUGCUCAAGUUGUAAAGCAGGCAUCAAGUGGAAGUUCACAACAAGGAAUGCCAUCACCUCCGAAAAUUGGACAAACAAAAUUGUCCAAAGUUAUCAACAAACCUGCGACAGCGAGCUCCACGGUGAUAACAGCAAGCCCGCAAACAAAUGUUAAUAGUACAACGUCAAGUGAGCCUACUUUGGAACAACAAAUUUACUUACAAGAUUAUCAGAAACAAAAGCAAACGUCACAAUUACAACAAGAAUAUCAACAGCAACUAAAAGAAUACGAACAAUCUCAAUUACAACAAAACGAACAAGCAAACAAGAAAAAGAAGAAGAAAUUACGAACUGUUUAUACUGCUAGCGGAAAAGCUGAUGUUUGGGAAGAUCCUAAUUUAGAACAGUAUGAGGAAAAUGACUUCAGAAUUUAUGCUAACAAUUUGGGCAAUGAAGUGACAGAUCAAAUGUUAGAAAAAUUCUUUCUCAUUAUCCAAGCUUUUCAAAAGCGACUGUAA